GGCUCCGCGCACCACUCGUCGACUACUAGAUUUGGAACCCUAGCGGCGGGGGUGUGGCUGUGGCAUUUAGUACUAGCUAGUGCGUCUUCUCCCCGCAAAAUCCACCCAACCAUUGCUCCGGCCUGGCUGAAUCUUGCCGCUGGGGGCUCUGCCUGUUCGAUCGCGCGCGCUAGCGGCGACUCGGCGUGUGGCGGCGGAGUAGCGAUGCUCGCCGACGGCCGUUCCCGGCGCCGGCUGGUGGCGGUGAAUCGGAGAAGGAAGGAAGGAGGGCGGAGGGAGAAGGUGGGGAGGAGGCCGGAGGGACACGAGGGAAGGAGGGCGGCGGGGGCAGCGGUCUUGCUGUCGCCGGAGGCGGCGGCCGGCUGGUGGAGGCGCAACGGGCGCGACGCGGUGGUUGGUGGCUGUCAAUCGGAGAAGGAAGGAAGGAUGGCUGAGGGAGAAGGUGGGGAGGAGGCCGGAGGGACACGAGGGAAGGAGGGCGGCGGGGGCAGCGGUCUUGCUGUCGCCGGAGGCGGCGGCCGGCUGGUGGAGGCGCAACGGGCGCGACGCGGUGGUUGGUGGCUGUCAAUCGGAGAAGGAAGGAAGGAUGGCUGAGGGAGAAGGUGGGGAGGAGGCCGGAGCGAGAAGAGGGAAGGAGGGCGGCGGGGGCAGCGGUCUUGCUGUCGCCGGAGGCGGCGGCCGGCCGGCAGAGCGCGGGGAGAUGACGAUCGCCGGCGAGGAUCUGUCGGCCCGCCGGCGUACGGUGUCGGCGUCGUCUUCCGCGGCUGCCAGGGGCGCCGUCGACGGCGCCCCACGCCGAUCCCGAGCGUGGCUCGCUGCGGCGCUGUGCCUCUUCGCACUGCUGCGGGUCGGGGCGGCGGCGGAGUCGGGCGUCGUCAAGGUGGACGGCCGCGUCGCCAUCGCGUCCACCGGCGACUUCAUCGUCUGCGCCACGCUCGACUGCUGGCCGCCGGAGAAGUGCGACUACGGGACGUGCAGCUGGGGCAGCGCCUCCCUCCUCAACCUGGACCUCUCCAACCGAAUCCUGCUCAACGCCGUCAGAGCCUUCUCGCCGCUGGUGCUCCGGCUGGGCGGCACGCUGCAGGACAAGGUGAUCUACCACACCCCGGGCGACGGGCGGCUGCCGUGCGUGCCCUUCACCAAGAGCGAGUCGGCGGUGUUCGGCUUCACUCGCGGGUGCCUGACCAUGGCACGCUGGGACGAGCUCAACGCCUUCUUCCAGAAGUCUGGCGCGAAGGUGGUCUUCGGGCUGAACGCUCUCAACGUCCGUGAGACGGACGGCGAGUCCUAUAUGGGAGGGAACUGGGACUUGACAAAUGCAGCAUCGUUCAUCCAGUACACUGUCAGCAAGGGCUAUGAAAUCCAUGGUUGGGAGCUCGGAAAUGAGCUCGGAGGCAAGGCAGUCGGCACCUUGAUCGCGGCUGACCAAUAUGCCAAAGACGCGACCUUUCUGAAAUGGGUCGUCGAAGAUACUUACGAGGACAGCCCAUUGAAGCCGCCGCUGCUCGCUCCGGGAAGCUUCUUCGACAAAGACUGGUUCGGUGAGUUCAUCACCAAAACCAGUCCAGAUAUUGUCAGUGUGGUCAGCCACCAUAUCUACAAUCUGGGGGCAGGAGUGGAGACCGGCCUCGUCAAGAGGAUCCUCAACCAGUCUUACCUCGACGGGGUGGCGAGACAAUUCAGCGAUCUCCAGCAGUUGCUGAAAACCUCAGGGACGUCCGCCGUCGCGUGGGUCGGCGAGGCUGGAGGGGCUUACAACAGUGGCCACCACCUUGUCACUGACGCGUUUGUGUUCAGCUUCUGGUACCUGGACCAACUUGGCAUGUCAGCGAAGUACAACACAAAGACUUACUGCAGGCAGAGCUUUAUUGGUGGCAACUAUGGCCUGCUCAACACAACAACAUUCCAACCAAACCCUGACUACUACAGUGCGCUACUAUGGCAUCGCCUGAUGGGAACCAAAGUUCUAGAUGCCAAAUUCAGCGGCACCACCAACCUGAUCCGUGCCUACGCACAUUGUGCGAAGAACUCGACAGGCAUCACUUUGUUGUUGAUGAACCUGCACGGCAAUGCCAGGAAUGACGUGUCCUUGACAAGUGAGGAGCUGCUUGUAGUUGAGGCGUCUGGAGUCACAAGGGAGGAGUACCACCUCCUCCCUGAAGGUGGCGACAUUCACAGCCAGGUGAUGCUGCUCAAUGGCAGGGCCUUGACGACUGAUGCAGAUGGGAACAUCCCUAGGAUGGAGCCCAUCAUACUGGAUGCGGCGCAGCCCAUUGCCAUUGAGCCUCUGUCCAUCGUCUUUGCUCACAUGCCCAAUUAUUAUGCCCCUGUGUGUAGUUAAGGGCGUGGUUUUUGUUGUUCUUGUUGUUAUAGAUUGGGAUAAGAGUGGCUAGAACAUCAACAUCAGAGCACACAGUCCCUCUGCUUGGAACCAGACCGUCUGAUGUAAAAAAGAACUACAUCUAGUGAACUACAGCCAGAGCCAUCCUUCACAUUGUUGGGCAAGUUCAGUUCUGGGCAACAACUGACAUUGUUCAGUUUGGCAUCUCUUUUGUUCAGUU
Molecule: messenger RNA, 2561 nt
Organism: Triticum urartu
Lineage: Eukaryota; Viridiplantae; Streptophyta; Magnoliopsida; Poales; Poaceae
Product: heparanase-like protein 3
Cellular component (GO): plant-type cell wall; membrane
Molecular function (GO): beta-glucuronidase activity
Source: RefSeq, a predicted model, not a curated record